CCGGGGGAGCCCCGGGGCGGGGCCGGGGCCGGGGCGGAGCCGGUCGCAGCUCCCCGUUCAGGUGCCACAGCGGCCGGCCUGGCUCGGCUCGGCUCGGCUCGGCCCAGCCCGGCGCCAUGGCGGUGGUGGCGGUGGACAGCAACUUCCCCCGCUCCCCGCGGGGUGCCGUGAAGCUCGGCCGCACGCUGGUGGCGUUUGUAACCUUCCUCUGCUUCGUGGCCUCCCGCUCCCACGGGGCCUACACCGCGCUGGCCGUGGCAGAGGUGGUCAUCACGGCGCUGUUCUUCCUGCUGUACUUGCUAAAGCUCGAUAAAAAGAUGGGCUGGCUGUUCUGGCCGUUGGCUGAUAUUUUCAACUCAGUGAUUGCAGCAUUAUUCCUCCUCAUUGUGUGCCUGUUUGCGAUAAUAAUCAAGACCAACAAUGGGACACUGGCUGGAGGGGUGUUUGGUCUUGUAUUGCUUGUUCUCUGUAUUGUGGAUGCGGUUCUUCUUUUCCAGAAGAUUAGCCUUGAUGGACCAAGAGGAAGGAAUACUCCUGCAAAAUAAUCUUAUCAUUUUACUAAAAAAAAAGAACGAUUUCUCCACUGCUGACUGUUUUGCUGUUCUCUUUUAAAGAAUUUGUAUUUUCAUGUGUUCAACUUUGAAUUUCCCGGUGCAUUUAUGUACAUUUUUGCAAGUUUUGUUACAAUUUUUCUUACAUUUACAAAUGUAGUUUCAGUGUUGCAAUUUCACUGGUAUGAGCUUCAGAGAAAAUUGUCUUGUUUUUUUAAACUUAAUUACAUUUUUCACCUGUAUGAAAAUUAUUUUCGUACUUGUCUUUCUGUAAUAAAAAGAAAAUAGAAAUAGG
This is a messenger RNA of Grus americana (Whooping crane), 846 nucleotides long. It is a transcript of the gene CKLF, whose product is annotated as chemokine like factor. The record is from RefSeq and is a predicted model, not a curated record. The transcript is spliced from 4 exons. Gene Ontology annotation, cellular component: membrane. NCBI's taxonomy places the organism in Eukaryota, Metazoa, Chordata, Aves, Gruiformes, Gruidae. The coding region runs from base 117 to 545 and encodes 142 amino acids.